Molecule: messenger RNA, 1532 nt
Organism: Medioppia subpectinata
Lineage: Eukaryota; Metazoa; Arthropoda; Arachnida; Sarcoptiformes; Oppiidae
Source: the annotation of a GenBank genome assembly
AAACCGUUUAAUUGCAAACUUAAUCACAACUGAAAUCAUGGAAUUAUCCCCGGCUGAAUACGAAGAAACUACCAUGUACCAAAAAAAAUGUGCCCACGAUUUUGUCAACAAUAUUGUCUCCCAAAACAAAGAAUACGACAUAAUUGUAGACCUCGGGUGUGGGACCGGGUAUUUGGUGGACCUGUUGUCACAAUCGGUGAAACACAAGCGCAUCGUUGGGGUCGACGUCUCGCCAGAUAUGAUAGCAUUUGCCGAACAAAACCACAAACCCAUGGAUUCCGUCCAGUAUUUGGUCCAAGACUUGAGCCAAUCCUGGGAUUCAUUGAGUCCUGAGUUGAAGGCAUUGGAGUCUAAGGUAUCGCUAAUUGUAUCGGAUUUUGUAAUCCAUUGGUUUCCAGAUAAGAGCCGACUAAUGCAUGUCGUGAGCAAACUGUUGGCUAAAAACGGAGAAUUUGUGGCCAAUAAUGUUCGCACACCGGAUGUCAUGUCAUUGUUGACAAGCGAUCAGAUCCAACGAUACAAUAUACAAUUGAGUGCGGGUGAGACGGGACUUGCCUUAUCAUCAGCCUUAAUCUUGAGGGGAUUGAUUCAAUGGGGAGUUCGACAGUCGACCGAAGUGGAAAGUCAGAUGACAUCAGUCGAGCGCAUCAUUGAGUACUCAAAACUACCACAAGAGGCGGCCCUCACAGCCCAUGACAGCCAUAAACCCCCUCCCGAUUGGCCACAGGCGGGACAGAUAGAGUUCAAAGAUAUGAGUUUGUGUUACAAGGGAUCAGACAAACUGGUGCUCAAGUGCUUGAAUUGUGUAAUAAAUUCGGGCGAGAAAAUUGGCAUCUGCGGGCGGACGGGCGCCGGCAAGUCGUCCAUCAUAUCAGCCUUGUUUCGUAUGGUUGAGCCGAGGGGGCAGAUAAUAAUAGACGGCAUAAACACGGGAUCAAUAGGUUUGCGUGAUUUGCGUUCUGUUAUCUCAAUCAUACCUCAGGAUCCGGUAGUCUUCACGGGAACCGUCAGAAAAAAUUUGGACCCUACCGGCGAAUACAGCGAUCAAAGGAUAUGGAGUGCCUUAGAAGAGGUGCAGCUGAAGGGGCCGGUGGGGGACCUCCCGGGCCAGUUGGACAGCUUGUUGGCCGAAGAAGGCGCUAAUUUCAGUGUAGGUCAGAGGCAGUUGGUAUGUCUGGCGCGGGCUAUACUCCGUCACAAUAGGGUUCUAGUGCUCGACGAGGCGACCGCUAAUGUUGACCACCAAACCGAUGCCUUAAUUCAAACGACAAUUCGUCACAAAUUCAGUGAUUGUACUGUUUUUACGAUCGCUCACAGACUCAACACUAUCAUAGAUUGCGAUCGCGUUUUGGUGUUAGACGCGGGAGAGAUCAUAGAGUUUGACGAACCGUUUGUUUUACUGCAACGAAAGGGACAGUUGUAUGACAUGUGCCGCAAGACUGGGAAACAUAUGUUCAAUCAUUUAAUAAAUAUGGCUAAAGAAUCACAUCUUAAGAGAAAUAAUACCACAGAAUACGAAGAAGAAUAAUCAU